ACUGAAAGACUGUGAGGAGGUUUUAUGGCAACCAAAAUGGCUGCCCAAGACAGAUCAAGUGCAUCCCAAGACCGAGAAAAUGAAGCCAGUUCGUUUCGACAAAGGGACUUUGUGGAUGCACUGGAUUCCUUGCCCCAGCCAAGAGGGUUCUCCAAGUCUGCUCACCUUGACCUUGACACAAGCAUCAGAGAAUCAGAUCUGGCAUUGAACCUUUUCUUCAACAACAAGUUUGCUCAGGCUCAAGAACUAAUGCAGCCAUGGGCAGACAAGAGUAUGUAUCACGCUCUAGGCUAUGGGACCAUUUUGUAUAUACAAGCAGUGAUGACCUUUGACAUGGCUGAUAUUGAACUGGCUAUUGAAGCCAUCAAGAAGUCUGUGAUUGUAUGCAACCAAGUGAGGAAGAAAUCUUCAUUCAUGAGUUCCCUCUCCAAGUUUGCUUCCAAGAAUGAUUACAAUGGUUAUACUGAAGAGGAAAUUCAUGCUGAAUUGUGUUAUGCCGAAUGUUUGCUGGUGCGAGCCUGCCUCACAUUUAUACAAGAUGAGAAUCUCAUCAGUUUCAUUAAAGGUGGCCUCAAAAUCAGAGAGAGCUACAAGAUAUACAAGGAGUGCCACAAGAUUUUGAGAAAUAGAAAAGUUGGAACAGACAGGUACAAGGUUCAUUUCGAUAGCGGAGUCUGUAUGGGUAUAGGGACAUUCAAUUUGAUGGUCUCAUUGUUGCCAAGCAAAAUCAUGAAGCUCAUGGAGUUUGUUGGUUUCUCUGGUAAAAAGAAACUUGGGUUGUCAGAGAUCCAGAGAGGGUGUGAGCUGCGGAUUGGGCUGAGGAGUAAACUGUGUGCCAUUAUACUCGUCGUUUACCACUCCCUCAUCACAUACAUUUUAGGUUCGGGAGAUGGGGACAUAGAAUUGGCAACUGAGACACUUAAACCUUGCCUAAAAGAUCAUCCGCAGGGAGCCUUGUUUUUGUUUUUCGCUGGUCGUCUUGAGGAGGUGAAAGGAAACAUUGAUGAAGCUGUGAACAAAUUUGAAGAUUCUAUAGAGUCACAGAGUGAAUGGCGCCAGUUCCAUCAUUUGUGUUACUGGGAACUCAUGUGGUGCCACUGCUUCAAAAGUGAUUGGCUGAUGGCGAUGAAAUACGCUGAGCGUUUGUGUAAGGAGAGUCGCUGGAGCAAGGCCACGUACACAUACCAGAAAGCUUCCUUCUUAAUCAUGUGUUCAGAUCAGACAGAGGAAACUAAAAAACACAUUGACUACCUUUUAGGGGAGGUGCCUCGACUGAAGCAAAGAAUCGCAGGAAAAUCGCUUCCAUUUGAAAAAUUUGCUGUGGCUAAAUCUGAGAGAUACUUCCAACAGGGCGGUCAUCUGACUCUGCCAGCCUUGGAGUUGAUCUACGUGUGGAAUGGCUUUAACAUUGUGGGUAAAAACAGGCAGCUGUUGGAGAGGAUGCUGGUAGUUGUGGAGUCAACUGUCACAGAAUUAGCUGGUCAGUCAGAGAGUGCCAGUAAAGAUAAAUAUUACUAUGACAACUACAGUCUUGCGCUGCUCAUUAAAGGUGUUUGUCUGAGGCACAGAGGGCAGGAGUUUCAGGCAGAGCAGUGUUUUACUGAGGUUAUAGAGAAUGAGAAGAAACUUGUGAGUGACCACUACCUGAUACCAUACAGCAUGGUGGAGCUGGCCAUUCUCCACCUGCACCAGGAGAGGUUUGAGGAGACCAAGAAACACCUGGAGAAAGUCAAAAAACAGUACCGAGGUUACUACCUAGAGAAUCGCCUACAUUUCCGCAUGCAUGCCAUUAGGCUCGAUCUGAAAACAGCCAUGAACAGCGAGGGGGACAGCCAAUCUUUAAGUGACACCUUCGGACAGGACGCCAUCAACAACCAUGUCCGACAGGACGACGAAGAUUUGGACGACAUGUUCGCUGACGCAGAGGACUUGAGCGCCACCAUGAAAUGAUGCCGGCAACGAUCAACUGGCGCUGGCAGCGUCUACUACAUGUUGUUGUUGUUGGAGCAACUUACAUCCAGUAACUUAAGUUUUUUUUUUUUGUAACAUGCAUUUCAAUUUACCCAUGAUCACAUGCAUUGGAUUGAGCCGGAGCAGUCUCAGAUUUUUUAAUGCAGCUCCUGUGUUCGUGCACUCGAUCAGAACAGAUUUUUUUUAUAAAUCCCGGUCUGGGCACCCAGCAGUCACACCUGGCUCUAAUUGUUGAUAUUGAGUUCAAGUUUAUCAUAUCCUGGACUAUUUAUUUUUACUCACCGCAUUUUUUCAGGUAUUUAUGAAU
Messenger RNA from Physella acuta, 2278 nucleotides. Its product is annotated as tetratricopeptide repeat protein 39B-like. The record is from RefSeq and is a predicted model, not a curated record. Gene Ontology annotation, molecular function: protein binding. NCBI's taxonomy places the organism in Eukaryota, Metazoa, Mollusca, Gastropoda, Physidae.